GGAGCUUUUGUAUUUUUUCAAAAUCUUUUUUCUGUAUACAUUUCAGUAAUCAGACUCUCAAGCUUCCAUGACGACCAAGUAAAAGAUUUUAACUCCACCCCAACCACACCAGCUUUCAGAUUUGAGCUCAGAGAGAAAAAAGAGAGAUCUUUUGGUGUGGGUUUGUGUGUUUCUUGACAAGGGUAGUCUGGAUAAUAUGAGUAAUUGGCUGGGGUUCUCUCUGACUCCACACUUGAGGAUUGAUGAAGGUUUUGGGAGAGAAACCCAUGACAAUGGAGCUUUUCCUCCUCACUUGUCUGUCAUGCCCUUGCGCUCUGAUGGCUCUCUCUGUUCUGCUGGUGCUGAUGAUGAUUUUGCAGAUUGGAGAUAUGAGAAUCCCAUGGGCGCUUCAAAUCCAAACGAAGAGGGCCCAAAACUUGAAGAUUUCUUAGGCUGCUGUUACUCAAACUCUACCCCGGAUGAAACCAAAGUCUACUGCCAUAACCAAAACGACAACGUCUCCGACAUCAACGUUAACAUAGCCCCUAGCUUCAACGCCAACGGAGAAAUAGAAAGCGGCGGAGGAGAGAAUCUCACAAACCCACCAAUAUCUCAUCACUUACUUCAAGCCUACCCCUCCUACAAUGAAACCCCACAAACCCUAAUCGCCGGCAAUGGCAACGGCAACGGCAUGUACAACAAGUCUUGGUUAGGCCAAACACUCUAUCCUGACGGAAAUUCAAAUGGGUGUAGUUUUCAGUCACUAUCUCUCACAAUGAGCCCCGGUAGCGCACAAAAUAGAUUGGAUACAAUUUCACCUGCUCAAGCCUCUGACAACCGUAAACGACCGGCCGUUUCAAAGGCUCUUGCCAGAGAACCUGUUCCUCGUAAAUCCAUCGACACUUUUGGGCAGAGAACCUCUCAGUUUCGUGGUGUUACGAGGCAUAGAUGGACCGGGAGAUAUGAGGCCCAUUUGUGGGAUAACAGCUGCAGAAAAGAGGGGCAAACUAGGAAGGGAAGGCAAGUUUAUCUUGGUGGCUAUGACAAGGAAGAAAAAGCAGCAAGGGCUUAUGAUUUAGCUGCUCUCAAGUAUUGGGGUCCAACAACUCACAUUAAUUUCCCUAUAAGCACUUACGAGAAAGAACUUGAAGAGAUGAAGAACAUGACUAGGCAAGAAUUUGUUGCGAAUUUGAGAAGGAAGAGCAGUGGGUUUUCGAGAGGGGCAUCUGUGUAUAGAGGAGUGACAAGGCACCAUCAGCAUGGAAGGUGGCAAGCUAGGAUUGGCAGGGUUGCAGGAAACAAGGACUUGUACCUUGGAACAUUUAGCACACAAGAGGAAGCGGCUGAGGCCUAUGAUAUUGCAGCAAUUAAGUUUAGGGGAACAAGUGCAGUUACAAAUUUUGAUAUGAGUAGGUAUGACGUGAAAAGAAUUUGCUCAAGCUCCACGCUGAUUGCCGGUGAACUUGCGAAACGUUCGCCAAAAGACUCGGCUGCGGCUUUGGCUUCCCUUGAGGACUACAAUUCCUGUGCCUCAUCCACUUCCCCUCUACCACCCCUUUUGGCCAUAACAAGCAGUGAUCAGCCUUCCGACGAUUUGGCAGACAUGGUGUGGACCUCCAACAAUGAGGAUGUACAUCAACACAAUGAGAAUGCAAACACCAACAAUGAUGCAACAUUGGUGGCUUCUAGCAGCAGGAAUUCUUCGAACCCACAAAGCCCAAAAUGCGCUUUUGGAACAAGUAGUGAAUUUGGAAUUGGUGGAGGAGACUAUUCUCAUGCCUACUUCUCGCUUCAAGGGGCAAAGUAUGAAGUUGGCAGUAUUGGGAAUGAGCAUGGGAUGCCAAUAGGCUGAGAAAUUUGGCCUUGGUUCAUCAGGUCUCUAUGUUUUUGCAUUGUUAAAAUGUGUGACAGAGAUACUGGAUGUUAAGAUUUGAGAACAGAAGGUAUUUAUAAGGGAUAUCUAAAUAGAUGGUAGAAUUCUGGCUUCUAGGCUUUUUAUCAGCUUA
Corylus avellana is the source of this 1985-nucleotide messenger RNA. The record is from RefSeq and is a predicted model, not a curated record. NCBI's taxonomy places the organism in Eukaryota, Viridiplantae, Streptophyta, Magnoliopsida, Fagales, Betulaceae.